UAAGUGCGCAUGCGCAAGUCUUCUCACACAGACAGGCAACAUGGCGGACGUGCUAGAUCUUCACGAAGCGGGCGGCGAGGACUUUCCUAUGGACGAAGAUGGCGACGAAAGCAUUCACAAACUAAAAGAAAAAGCCAAGAAGAGGAAAGGACGUGGAUUUGGAUCUGAUGAAGGUGCGAGGUCCAGGGUGAGAGAAGAUUACGAUACAGUGGAGCAGGAUGGUGAUGAGCCUGGACCACAAAGAUCUGUCGAGGGCUGGAUCCUGUUUGUGACCGGAGUUCACGAAGAGGCGACGGAAGAAGACAUCCAUGACAAAUUCGCAGACUUUGGCGAGAUCAAGAAUCUGCACCUCAAUUUGGAUAGAAGGACGGGUUACCUCAAGGGCUACGCCUUGGUGGAAUAUGAAACGUAUAAAGAAGCGCAGGCUGCCAUGGAGGGACUGAACGGCCAGGAGCUCAUGGGUCAGGCCAUCAGCGUGGACUGGGGCUUUGUUCGAGGCCCUCCUAAGAGCAAGAGGAGGGGAGGAAGACGACGGAGCAGAAGUCCAGACAGAAGACGGCGCUGAAUUGAAAUAAAACCCCCUCAUUCCUUCGUGGCUGUGUGUAAAGGCUGUGCAGCUGAGUGACAUUCGGUUCUGGGUUGUUUUUAGAUUUUUCUGCUUUGCUGUAUUUCACCAGUUGCCCAGCUGCUGCUGCUGCCUCUGGAGUUUUCUCUCGACGCUCUUAGUACAAAAGAAAAAAAUCUACUGUGGUGUUUUCGGGCCACUGGAAACAAAUACAAGAUUUCAAAGAUGAAAAAUUACAGUAAAAUCAUAUAAUUGUGAGGAAAAACGUUGUAAUAUUUUAAUGAUAUUCAAGUCAUAACACUGUGCACCAGUCUGUCGUCGCGUUAUGACUUUUUUUUUUUUCUCAAAUAAAAAAUUUUUUUUCUUUUACAGUGACCUUAAAACACCGUGGUAAAAUCUGAUAAGUCGGUUCUGAUCUUUUUAAACGACUUUUAAAGAGAGAACUAAGACAUGUAACAUGCAGAAGAUCACAGCAGUGUUUGUAAUAUUAAAAUUCUUUCUGUAUAGUGUCACUUCUUUGGUUUUACGUGAACGUUUUGUACAAAAAUUGAAGAAACCGGUCCUUUAAAGCUAAUUUGGGUUACACUGUGAUGUAUGACAUUUUGUACUUGAAUUAAUUUUAAAGCUAGCGGUUUGUUCACUUCCAGUAAAGUUUUUUUGGGUUUGUGAA
Messenger RNA from Neoarius graeffei (lesser salmon catfish), 1235 nucleotides. RefSeq names its product RNA binding motif protein 8A (gene rbm8a). Bases 41 to 565 code for a protein of 174 amino acids. The transcript is spliced from 6 exons. Gene Ontology annotation, cellular component: cytoplasm; nucleus; exon-exon junction complex. Lineage: Eukaryota; Metazoa; Chordata; Actinopteri; Siluriformes; Ariidae. Gene Ontology annotation, biological process: RNA splicing. The record is from RefSeq and is a predicted model, not a curated record. Gene Ontology annotation, molecular function: mRNA binding.